Calypte anna (Anna's hummingbird) is the source of this 2321-nucleotide messenger RNA. RefSeq names its product popeye domain containing 3 (gene POPDC3). The record is from RefSeq and is a predicted model, not a curated record. Gene Ontology annotation, cellular component: sarcolemma. NCBI's taxonomy places the organism in Eukaryota, Metazoa, Chordata, Aves, Apodiformes, Trochilidae. Gene Ontology annotation, molecular function: cAMP binding. The coding region runs from base 479 to 1399 and encodes 306 amino acids. The transcript is spliced from 4 exons.
GGGGCGGGCCGGAGGCGCCUGCGCGGUGCGGCCGCUCGGUGCCAUCCCUGGCGCUGGCGCCGCCCGCAGCCUCCCGCCGGCUUCUGCCUAUUUUAGUCACAGCGGCGGCUCGGUGGCCGCGGCGGGACGUGGGACCGGCGACGGAGGGAGCGGCGAAGAGCGGCUGAAUCUGAGUCCGUCCCGUCCGGGCGCGGUGCCCGGCAAACUUUUCCGAGGGCGCGGGCAGAUCAGAUGAAACUACAGCUGACAUGGCCAAAGUCAAGACCACGCAUGAAUUCAUGUGAAACAGCAUUGCCUUCUGAGAUCAUCAGCCUCAUAGUUGCUGUAAAUCCUAAGUUCAACUUCACUACCAAGCGAGACCCUGAUGUUGUGAUCAUUAACCAGAGUGUGCAAGAAUGGAAAAGCAAAGGACCCCACUAGCUGUGUCACAUAAAUAAAAGUUUCCAGCAUUCAGCCAAAUUGAAAAAUUAUUCCAGCCAUGGGAGAAAAUGCAAGUUUCUGGGAAAGUCUGAUAUAUGCACAUCCUACCUGCACCUCCUGGAAGCAAGAGGCAGAAGGAUCUAUCUACCACCUCGCCAGUAUUUUCUUUGUUGUGGGCUUCAUGGGUGGAAGUGGAUUCUUUGGGCUUCUCUAUGUCUUCAGCUUGCUUGGAUUGGGCUUUCUCUGCUCUUCUGUUUGGGCUUGGCUGGAUGUCUGUGCAGCAGAUAUAUUCUCCUGGAAUUUCAUACUGUUCGCGAUAUGCUUUGUCCAGUUCAUUUACGUUACCUACCAAGUUCGGAGUGUUUCCUUUGACAGAGAAUUCCAGGAACUCUAUAGUGCUCUCUUCCAACCUUUGGGAAUUUCCCUGACUGUCUACAGGAAGAUUGUCUUGUGCUGUGAUGCAGAAGUGGUUACCCUGGAGAAGGAGCACUGUUACGCCAUGCAGGGCAAAACACCUAUUGAUAAACUGUCCCUGCUUGUGUCAGGCAGGAUCAGAGUGACAGUUGAUGGAGAGUUUCUGCAUUAUAUAUUUCCUCUUCAAUUUCUGGAUUCUCCUGAAUGGGAUUCACUGAGGCCCACGGAAGAGGGAAUUUUCCAGGUGACACUUACAGCAGAGACUGAUUGUCGAUACGUGGCCUGGAGGAGGAAGAAGCUGUAUCUGCUGUUUGCUAAGCACCGCUUCAUCUCCCGCCUCUUCUCCAUUUUAAUUGGGAGCGACAUCGCCGACAAACUGUACGCCCUGAACGACAGAGUGCACAUGGGGAAGGGCUUUAGGUAUGACAUUCGCUUACCCAAUUUCUACCACGUCUCUCUGCCAGAGACCCCUCUGGUGCAGCCCUCCUACCGCCUACAGAGAGGGUCCCCCCGGCGCAAGCCCCACGGGGUCACAAACUGCGGCGCCUUCAGCGCGCAGCCCUAGGAGGGAAAACUCCGCUGCAGGCGUCCCCCGAAGCCACGGAGGGAAGAGCACAGCAGAACGAGACCCAGCCAAGCCAAAUCUGACUGAUAAGUGCCAUUUACUUUCAUUGCCGUAGCUUGAAUUCUUCCUAGAGCCAGCAGGUUGGCUUCUGCAUUUUGACCGUGCAAUAUGUUCAGUUCCUGUUGAUUCUUCUGUCGAUCGUCAUCUCCUUACUUGUGGAGGAAAAACAAGUCCUAGCAGGCUGAAGUUUUACUGUAAUUGUGGUGGCCUAUGUGAUUUUUUUUUAAGCAAACACGUAGUAUUUGUAAUUAAUAAUUUAAUUUGUAAUUAAUUUGUAAUAUUUGUAAUUUGCUUCCUCAAAAUUAUUUGCCGUGAUGAAGUAUGGUCAGCAUAGUCAAUGAAAACAAGGUAGUUGUCUUCAAAAUAGAGCAACUUGUUUGUAACACUCAUAUUUGUGGCACUUAAACAGCGUCUCAAUUAGCAAAAAUAUUGCAGAAAAAGACUACAUGAUCAAGUGCAUCAGUUUUGUUUUUUAAAGAAAUUAAAGAUCUUGACAUGCAUAGUGAGUUUCUUAAAAAAAAAAAAAAAAAAAAAAAGAGUACAACACAUUCUCUCCCAUGAGCAACUGGUUUCUCUCCAGCUGUCCUAAAGAGGUAUUAGAAAACAAACAGAAAUUUAAUUGAUGGUGUUAGAAAAUCAAAGCAGCAAAUAUAGCUUAGGGAAGUGAUUGUAUAGUUUAAUGUGAUGCUAGAGGACCUAGGCUUCCACAGUGCCAUUUGUGACAUGUACAAUAAAUACUGUUAAUAAUCAAUCAACUGCCAAACCAUUGGAGUUUGUUUUACAAUAUCCUUUUUAGCCAGAUUUGUCGGGAAGAAACUCAUUAACAAGCAGCUGCAGCAAUAAAUACAAUUUUUAACUGAGA